Molecule: messenger RNA, 1632 nt
Organism: Penicillium concentricum
Lineage: Eukaryota; Fungi; Ascomycota; Eurotiomycetes; Eurotiales; Aspergillaceae
Product: Monooxygenase FAD-binding
Exons: 1
Coding region: 1-1632 (543 amino acids)
Molecular function (GO): FAD binding
Source: RefSeq, a predicted model, not a curated record
AUGGGUAGCUUAGAGCCUUCCAACAUCCUCAUUGUGGGCGCAGGCCCCGUCGGACUCGCCUUAGCCCUAGACCUAGGUCGACGUGGCAUCCGUUCAACCAUCGUCGAGCGCAAUCCUAGCGCCGAAGAAACGCUGCAAGCCAAAGCAAGCGUAAUCGAUGAACGAACCAUGGAAUUCUGCCGGCUACUCGGCGUUCGUGACGAUGUUGCCAAUGCAGGUUACCCCGGUGACCUUCCCGGUGAUACUGUCUUCUGUACAGCGAUGAACGGUCACUAUAUUGGCCGUCUCGAGAUGCCCUCAGCUGAGACACGCGAAGUCCCAGAACAGUCUGCCGAGAUGCUGCGACGUUGUCCGCAGAUCUGGUUUGAUCCGGUCUUUGCGCGAGCUGUGCAUCGUCAAGGAAUGACAGAUAUUCGUUACGGGACGGAGCUCGUUGGAUGUGACCAAAAUGACAAUUACGUGGUCGGUCACGUCAAGCGGGUUGCUGAUGGCGUUUUGGAGGAUGUGCGAGCACAGUAUGUUGUCGCGUGCGAUGGUGCUGGUAGCACGGUGCGAAAGCAGCUCGAUAUUCCCUUCCACGGCAAGAGCCUUGGGUAUGCGAUCAGCUCAAUUGUGCGAGUUGAUCUCUUGAAAUACCACUCCUGGACUCCCGCAGAGCGCUUUAUGUUCAUCGGUCCCGACGGUACCUGGGGAAACUUCACGACAAUCGACGGUCAGUCGCUCUGGCGGUUCUCCAUUGUUGGUGGUAAAGAGAAAGUCGAUCUUUCCACCAUUGACAUGGAUGCCCUUCUGCAAAAAGCUCUUGGGCGCGAUGCGCCUGGAUACGAAAUUAUCAAAACAGUCCAGUGGCGACGAAGCCAGUAUACCGCAGACACGUAUAACAAAGGACGAAUCUUCCUUGCUGGAGAUGCCGCCCAUACGAUGUCUCCCACUGGCGGCCACGGCUUGAACACAGGCAUUGCAGAUGUGAUGGGCCUUAGCUGGGUAUUGCAAGCCCUACUCGAAGGAUGGGGAGGAUCUGGUCUGAUUGACGCAUACACUGCCGAACGACGACCCAUCGCGCUUCGAAAUGGAGCAGGAUCCACUCGCAACUUCGGAAUUUGGCUCGACACAAAUGGACGCGACAAGGUCCUUGACGAAGGAUUGGACGCGGAUGAACAGAGAGACAAUUUGGGAAAGAACAUGGCCGCCAACAUGCGACAGGAGUUUCAGUCCCUAGGCCUGGCUUUGGGGUACAGUUACCCUGAAUCACCGCUCAUUGUCCCUGAUGGUUCUCCUCCGCCAUUGGAUGACCCGGAUAUGUACACCCAAACCGCUCGCCCGGGUCAUCGUGCACCGCAUUACUGGCUGAGCAAGGGACGCUCGACGAUUGAUCUCUUCGGGCGUGGCUUCGUCCUCCUUUGUCUUGGUGAGGAGGCCGAGAGAGACGGUGAAAUCAUGCGAUUUGCACGGGAGCUGCGUGUUCCGCUCGAGAAGGUUGUUCUCAAUGAGCCUGAGCUUGGUAAGCUCUAUGAACGGCGGCUUAUUCUGGUUCGUCCGGAUGGAAUGGUUGCUUGGCGGGGAGAGGCACUUCCUGAUGAUUCCAAUGCACUUCUUAAUCAGGUGAGAGGAGCUUUUCCAGUUGCCAGGUAG